UUUUUUCAUAAUUUAUUAUCAAUAUCUGUUUUCAUAUAAAUAUAUAAUCCUUGAAAUUCUAAGUUAUUUCCAAGGUUUGGAAAAUCAAAUGGGAGUGAAAGUAGAACACUGAUGUCACUGUUCUGGAUUGUGCUUCGUCGACUAGCUGAAAUCGAAGAAAGAAUGGCAACCUCGAAGAAAGUGAUUACACGGGAAGAGUGGGAGAAGAGAUUGAAUGCUGUUAAGAUCAGGAAAGAAGACAUGAAUAAAUUGGUUAUGAAUUUCCUUGUAACCGAGGGUUAUGUUGAAGCUGCCGAAAAAUUCCGGAUGGAAUCUGGAACCGAGCAUAUUGAUCUUGCGACAAUCUCGGAUCGCAUGGCUGUUAAAAAGGCUGUACAAUGUGGAAACGUUGAGGAUGCUAUUGAGAAAGUUAACGAUUUGAAUCCUGCGAUAUUGGAUACAAACCCGCAACUCUUUUUCCAUCUCCAACAGCAGAGAUUGAUAGAAUUGAUUCGGAACGGAAAAGUAGAAGAAGCCUUGGAAUUUGCUCAGGAGGAGCUUGCACCUAGGGGAGAAGAAAAUCAAAGCUUUUUGGAAGAGUUGGAGAGGACUGUCUCACUGCUGGCUUUUGAAGAUGUUUCCAACUGCCCGGUUGGAGAGCUCUUGGACAUAUCACAGCGCCUUAAGACAGCGAGCGAGGUUAAUGCAGCCAUUCUUACCAGCCAGAGUCACGAAAAAGACCCGAAGCUUCCAAGCUUGCUAAAGAUGCUGUUAUGGGCACAGAAUCAACUUGAUCAGAAAGCUGCUUAUCCUCGCAUAAAUGAUUUAUCGAACACCGCACUCGAAGAUCCCGCAGUUUGAAAAGCUCGAAAGACACUAUGGAAAAAACCUAGUUGCUUGGGAUUGAUCCGAGAUAGAGCCGAAAGGAAUCAAGUUAUAUAUGCUUGUAACCUCAUACUCUAGCUAUGAAUUUGUUGGAUUUCAUUUGUUAUGAUGUAUUGAUGUUUUUAUUUCCAUUUUAGAAUAAUUUAAGUUGCCUUUGGUUGGUCUUUACUUCUUUUCGAAUUCGA
This is a messenger RNA of Hibiscus syriacus, 1049 nucleotides long. Its product is annotated as protein GID8 homolog. Gene Ontology annotation, cellular component: nucleus; cytoplasm. Lineage: Eukaryota; Viridiplantae; Streptophyta; Magnoliopsida; Malvales; Malvaceae. The record is from RefSeq and is a predicted model, not a curated record. Bases 112 to 840 code for a protein of 242 amino acids. The transcript has 7 exons. Gene Ontology annotation, biological process: proteasome-mediated ubiquitin-dependent protein catabolic process. Gene Ontology annotation, molecular function: protein binding.